AGAAAACAGUGAAGUAAGCAGCAAAGCAGAGAGAUUUUACAGUCCUCUGGGAGUCUUUCCUCGGAAGAGCAGCUGCAAAGAAGUGAAAAGUUAGAAGAAAAAACAAGAGCUAACAAAAAAUGAAUACAGACAUCACAGCAUCAGCAAAGCCAGAAUAUCCAGUUAUAGAUCGCAACCCACCCUUCACCAAGGUCGUGGGCAACUUCAGCACCCUUGACUACCUCCGCCUCACCACCAUCACCGGCGUUUCAGUCACGGUCGGCUACCUCUCCGGAAUAAAGCCUGGGAUAAGGGGCCCAUCAAUGGUGACUGGGGGAUUAAUUGGACUGAUGGGUGGGUUCAUGUACGCGUACCAGAAUUCUGCAGGGAGGCUUAUGGGAUUUUUCCCUAAUGAUGGAGAGGUAGCCAAGUACAAGAAGUUGCUCUAGGGUUCUUGCCCUGUCUUGUGCUAAUUUGUAGCAUUUCUUUACGUUUUCUAGAGAUAAUUGAGGAAAGGAAGGAACUUUGUGACGGUUUUGGUGAAAAAGGUGCUAUGAGAAAUAAUUAGACUCUGGCUACUCUUUGAUUCGGAUUGUUUUUGUUCUCAGUUUAUAUAUUGAUCAUUCAAGAUGCUUCUUUUACUCCCAAUUUGGAUUGUUGUCUUAGCCCUGCAGUUCUUAAGCUUUUCUUCUUCUUUUCCUUUUUAGCUGGACUCUAAUUGGUGUCAUUGUAUUUUUGGGCUUUUUUGGGUUUCUGAAAAGCUGUCGCUGAUGAAUAUUUGAUAUAUGAAACCGCAUUGCCAAAUAUCUUGGAGUAGCAUUGUCAAAUGACUUCUGUUUUAGAUCCCCUCAUCUUUUCCUUUCUAUCGAAAAAUAGAAAGAUUUAAGUUGCUUAAGUUUGCUGUCUCGGUGCUUGAUUGAGACUUUAUUUGCAGUGCUUGCUUAUUGUCGUGGUAGUGCCUAGGGCCUAUGCUGGUCUUUGCUUAUUGUGUUUGAUAAUUUGUCAUGGUUACUCGUCCAUCUCAACAUUGAAGGUUUUAUUAUGAUGAGAGCACUUAGAGCCCCUUUUUUUGAAUUGAGAACUAUAUGAUGCUCUAGGUCAAUGGAAGUUGCAUCUGUUGGCUUUAUCAUUACCUGCUUAAUCGGACAUUUAUUAGAUGUUUCUUUUGGUUUUGCUAAAGUUAUCCAUAAGGAAUGACAGUUUUUUAAUAUAAUGGUUCUCCACUCUGGUCAGUUUAUCGUUCAUGCAUGGAAUAUAUAGUUCAAAAGUUGCUUCAAGGAUGAUUGCCAUUACUGCAAGCAUCGUUCUGCUUAUAUUGUAACCUGAAUUGCGCUUUGGUAAGUAUGGACAUCAUAGUGAGUUCUAUGAGUGGUCUCUUAAUGUUAUUUGAGCUCUGAAUACGAGUCUGUAUUGAUUCACGAACCAAGCAUGCUUUGUUGAAGCUAGCAUUUCGACAGUAGCUCAUGAGUUUUCUGUAAUCAAAAUUGAGGUGCAUACUUCUUUUUAGUUGUGACCAUCAAAAUCUAUUAAGAGUUGAUUUCUCAACAACAAUGUACCCCUCAUUCAAACCUGUUAUGUUUCCUUGUAUGAAGAUUAACACUUUGGAUAUUCUACUUUUCUUUUUCUUCCUUUGUUUCUUCUUACUACACUUCUUAAUGAUACUGAGUUAAACAAUGAGUUGAUUGUCCUUAUGAGUUAAAGAUCCAAGCUUGUAGUAAAGAUUGCUCUUCUUUUAUCUUCUCCAAAUCCAUGGUAAUGCAUGCCUUCGAUUUUUGCUUUGGAUGCAAUGUAUUCUGUCAUCAGUUACGGGGCAUGAUACAUUUAACAGAUGUCCAAUAGAAAGAGCAAGGGAUUAUGGUUUAGAUUUCAGUUUGCAUUCACACUUGCAAAUUGGUGAAUAGUUCUACAAUAUACAGGAAGGCCAUGAUCCAGAUGGGAUUGUCUUGUUUAUUGUCAUAUGUAUGUGAAUAAGCAUCUUCCAGAUGCGAUGACAUUGUUGGAAGCCAGCAGAAAGAUUCGACAGUGGUCGUCACUGAAGUUGUGUGGUGUAAACAGGUGAUGGUUAAUCUUAUUCCUCCUUAGGAAGAUGGAAGAAAACAAAACAUCAGGAGGGAAACAAGGACAUCAUAACUCAUAGCUACAUAACUGGUAACUCAGAAUUGAUCGGCGCCCUCUACUUUGUUUCCUGGAAGGGAUUAGCUGGCUUGUAGAGCAUUUACUCCUAGCUUUAGUUGCCUUAGCUUCAUGAGCUUCAGAAUGAACGAAAAUAAGAGAAGACUUGAAGCUUUUAAAACCUAUUGUCAAGAUUGAUGGAGAAGCUGACGCGAAUAGUGCAAAUCGGACUUUGGCAUUGUUGCUGGCCUAAUAAAAAUGCCCGCACGGACAGUUGACUAAAGCUCAACCAGUGAAAGCAUCGUAGGACAAAAUUCAGGAAGAUUCUUAGGAAGUGGGGGGAAGAGUUGCUGAUUGUUGCAUUAAAUACUAUAAAAUUUUCAUAUUGGAAAUUUUCAACGGGGUACGGUCCCAUGACAAGAAUCAAAUGCAGCAAAUCUACCUAUCUGUUCUAUAUCCACGGGUCCCAUGCAGGAAUUAAAAAACAGCAAAUCUACCUAUCUGCCCUAUAUCCGCUGGACACGUAUAGAAGCUCUUCUCGUUUUCAACAGCCUAUUCGAUUCAUCAAAGUUAACUUGUCAUCAUGUAGUUUAAGGCCACCAUUCAUCCAUUACUGACUUUCAUUGCUCAAGCUUCUGUUCAACUCUCCAUCUGACUUAUCGAACUCCUCAGAAUCAAUAGCUAAACCAAGUCCCGAUCCAAGAAAAUCGAAACCCAUCUAAAAUCUCCUCUUCUUUUAGUUCCCUGUCUAUACUUAUUCGGUUCUUCCUUGGCCAUCCAAACCAGACAAUCCAAAAAGCCAAGAUGCAAACUUUUUUCCUCUCACUGAUCCUCUUGUGCCUCGCUAUUCCACUUCAGUCCAGAACGCUACCCCCUCCAUCAAUCCCACUUUACAAAACGCUCUUUCGUCUUUCCAUCAAAAUGAAAGUUAACUUGUCAUUAUGUAGUUUAAGGCCACCAAACAUCCAUUACUGACUUUCAUUCUAUUCAACUCUCCAUCUGACUUAUCGAACUCCUCAGAAUCAAUGGCUAAACCAAGUCCCGAUCCAAGAAAAUCGAAACCCAUGUAAAACCUCCUCUUCUUUGAGUUCCCUGUCUAUACUCUAUACUCAUUCGGUUCUUCCUUGACCAUCCAAACCAGACAAUCCAAAAAGCCAAGAUGCAAACUUUUUUCCUCUCACUGAUCCUGUUGCGCCUCACUAUUCCACUUCAGUGCAGAACGCUACCCUUCCAUCAAUCUCACUUUACAAAACGCUCUUUCCAUCAAAAUGAUCGCAACGUUUCCCCACCGCAAGAAUAUUUUGAAGUCACCAAGCCACUUCCAUUCGACGGCGUCCACGCAACAUGCACUCUCCCAAUCCUCACUCACAAUUUCAGCAACACUUGCGGCCUUCCCCCCCUCUCCGUUCCUUACUUUCCGCCCCUGAAUUGCAUCUGGACUCACGUCACUCUCGAGAUCCAAGCCUCUUGUCAAGGGGAGCAAUACGACCGCAUAGCCGCCCUCUGGCUCGGUGGAGCCGAGCUGAUCCGCACCAGCACGGCUGAGCCCACAGCUGAUGGAAUUUUCUGGACGGUUAGGAAGGACGUCACCAGGUAUUCUUCUCUUUUAUCACAGAACAACCUUACUCUCUCCGUCAUGCUUGAAAACAUCGUUAAUGAAGUCUUUACUGGCGUUUACCAAGUUAAUGUUACCUUCCUUUACUAUGAUGCUAACGCCAAAAAUGUUAAGCCUUUGUUAGCUUUGCCUUCAGAGAAUUACUGGCCUAGUAGUAGGAAAUUGAAAUCUGUGUACAACCCUUUAGAACCACUGGUGGAUUCUGAAAAGGGUUCCUUUGAUUUACUAUAUGAGAAACCAGCGGAUUUGAUCAUUCCUAUUUCAGAGGUUGGAGAUGAAGGGUAUUGGUUUAGGAUUCAGAAUGAAUCAGAUAUUCAUUCCAGAGGAGUUCGAAUUCCUCAGAAUACAUAUAGAGCUGUGGUUGAAAUUUACGUGUCAUUUCAUGGGGAUGACGAGUUUUGGUACUCUAACCCUCCUGAUUCAUACUUAAAGGUGGCAAAUGAUGAUGAGGCUCAGCAUGUGAAUCCUUCUGAUUCAUAUGCAAACAUGAAUAAGGUGACUAUGGGGCGAGGCCACGGUGCUUACCGUGAAGUUUUGGUGAUGAUUGAUGGGAAUCUUGUUGGAUCAGUGGUACCUUUUCCGGUGAUAUUCACUGGUGGAAUUAAUCCCUUAUUUUGGGAGCCAGUGGUUUCCAUUGGAGCAUUUGAUCUUCCUUCAUAUGAUGCAGAGUUGACACCCUAUUUAGGCUUGCUUCUCGACGGGAAGGUGCAUUCUUUUUCGCUUCGAGUGGCCGAUGGUAUUUCAUUUUGGCUUGUGGAUGCAAAUUUGCAUCUCUGGUUGGAUGCUGGUUCAGAGGAGGUUCUGGCUGGAAUUGCUUUUAGUUCUCCCGAGUUUUCUUUAGAGCGUGAAUUGAAGUUUGCUGGGCUUGAUGGAAAGUUUCAAAUCGAGGCAGAGAGGGAGACUAAGAUUUGUGGCUGGGUGAGCUCAACUGCUGGCAAUUUUACUACCUCAGUUUCGCAAAAGUUGAAGUUCAAGAACUCUAUAAAGUUUUAUAACAAUGGCACUCGGAAAUUGGUUAAGCAGAAAGUGAAGGACAAGAUUGAAGUGAGGAUUGAAUCUGGUACCGGUCACAGGAUUCUCCAUACAAAGACUAAAAGAACUUAUCCGCUAAAAAUUACCACUGAAACACUUCCUGGGGGAAAUAAUACUUAUUCGAUGAUCGCUAGAGUGAAAAAUUCGGUGAAGGAGAAGAAGACUGUGGGGGGUGCUAAAAGCACUUUGCAAAACAGCCAGAAGUCGAGUGGGUGGAUGUCUGUCAAGGAUCAUGAAGUCCUUUCUGGUGGUGCAAGUACUGAGCAAAAUUACAGUUACGAGGAUGGGUUAGAAUGCUACUCGCGGGUAGUUGAAGCUGAAAAUGGUACUCUUCUUAAGGACGCUGCUAGAAUUCUAUGUGCAACUUCCUCUUAAUUUUGCUUUUGGUUUGUUUUAAGAAAUCUUUGUAGUUAAAACUUUUAUGUGUGCAAAUUCUGAAGUAUCCCCUGGGGAAUUCUGAAGCCCAGACUGAGUUAACCUAGAUAUACCGCGGUUGGUCCGGAAGUAGAAGCAAGCUGCCAUAGAUUGUUUGUGCUCUGCUGCAGUUUAUCUGGACAGUUCUUGAUUUAAACCGCUUGGUUUCAGAGGUUCUUUUAAGUUUUGUACAGCUACUUUAAUCAGCUUUAUUUACUUGUUUGUCCUAGCUUAAUAUACUUGAUGGAUGUUGGAUGCUUUUUGCCCCUCCA
Messenger RNA from Coffea arabica (coffee), 5424 nucleotides. NCBI's taxonomy places the organism in Eukaryota, Viridiplantae, Streptophyta, Magnoliopsida, Gentianales, Rubiaceae. The record is from RefSeq and is a predicted model, not a curated record.